Molecule: messenger RNA, 579 nt
Organism: Chenopodium quinoa (quinoa)
Lineage: Eukaryota; Viridiplantae; Streptophyta; Magnoliopsida; Caryophyllales; Amaranthaceae
Exons: 2
Coding region: 1-579 (192 amino acids)
Molecular function (GO): zinc ion binding; nucleic acid binding
Source: RefSeq, a predicted model, not a curated record
AUGCCAGGCCCCAAGCAUUGGGAGAAGAUUGAUUUGAGACAACCACUUCCACCAGCAGUGAGAGUGAUGCAUGGGAGGCCUAAAUCCAAGAAAAGAAAGCUAGAGAAGGGGGAAGGGACAUCAGGAAGCAACAAGCCACAACAGAAGGGCCCUAAAUUCCAAAAAAGGUGCAGAAACUGUGGAACACUUGGUCAUUAUGCCAAGAGUUGUAAAUCUGCACCUAAAAGUGAAGCCCCAAUAGUCACUGAGCCUGUCCUGUCCUCUAAGUCUGUCCUUUCUUCCAAGCCUAUCCUCAACACACCUUGGCUGAAUGAACAAAGGAGAAAGAAAGCUGAGAGGGCUGCUGCAAAUAGUGGAGCUAUUGCGGGGCCAAACAGUAUUGGAAACAAGACAUCUCCACAAGAGCAACAGAAACAACAGCAGCUGCAGCAGAUGCAGCAGAAGCAGAAAAGGCAGCAGAAGGAGGUCUUGCAGUCCCAGCAAGAUCAAACCUCACAACCAUUCAGUUGCAGCCAAAACACCCAAGCUUCAACCACCACAACAAGGUCAAAGGUUAAGGGAAAGAACUUAGCACUCUGA